UAUUUGGAGCAGAAAUAUAAUAUAUUAUCUUUUAAUAUAAUAUUUUGUGAAAUGUAUUAUUUGGUUAUGUUUAAAUAUAAAAGGUAAUAAGUCAAUAUUUCUAAAAUUGGGUUUAUUUAAUGCUGGAUCACUCUCUACUAAUCACGACGAGUUUGCGGUGGCUUUAAAUUCCUAUUCCCCAGAUAUUCUGGCUAUAAAUGAAACUUGGUUGAAAGCUGGCGAGGAUGCGCGAGCACCCGUUGUCAAGGGUUUUAAACUUAUUCAUGUACCAAGGUCACCUACAGUUCGCUCUCGAGGAGGCGGUGUAGGGUUUUAUGUUAAGCAAGGGCUUAAAGUCCGCAAGUGUUCACACCCGCCUGGACCUGUCGAAGUUGAGCAGAUGUGGAUAUCGCUUACUAUUAAUUUACACAAUAUCCUGAUCGGUACUGCCUACAGGCCGCCUUGGCUUGAUGUAGAUAAAUUUUUUGAUACUCUUACGGAAUCCAUUUUGUUCUUUACUAAAUUUGAUGAAAUUAUUUUGCUAGGGGACUUUAAUAUUAACCUUUUAAAUAAUACCAGCAACAGUUCUCAGCAACUCAAUAAUUUUUUGCGUUACACUAAUCUUCAAAAUUAUGUUACGGAACCCACGCACUUCACGUCUCACAGUGAAACACUUAUAGAUAUUGUAUGUUCUAACAUUCCAAUUAUUAAUCUUAAAAUCAAUCAUAACCCUGACCUAGGUGGACACGCGAUGAUUUUAGCUGAGGUGAAGAUAAAAAAGCCUAAAAUUCCGUCGAAACGCAUAACCUAUCGCCCUAUUAAGAAUAUUAAUAUGAUAGAAUUUAAUAAAGACCUUGAGAGAGUAAACUGGAAUGGGAUCAUCAAUGAAAAUAGCGUCGACAGCAUGGUAACUUCUUUUAACAAAGCAAUUAUGGACAUUUUUGAUAAACACGCGCCUGUAAAAACAUUUAUAACAAAAGACCACUAUAGUCCCUGGCUAACUAGUAACGUUCGCUACAUUAUGAAACUACGAGAUGAGGCGCAUGCAAAAUACAAAACGCGCAAGACAGAUGUUAGUAAAAGCGAAUAUAAAGACUUAAAACAUCUCUCUAAUAUUAGCGCCAUUUGUGAAAAGAAAGCUUUUUAUGAUCAUCAUAUUAACGCGCACUUAAAAAAUUCAACCUACCUUUGGAAAAAUCUGAAAAAGCAUGUUUUACCCAAUUUCAAAAAUACUGGUGAUUUACCUGAACAAUUUGAUAACCCCGACGUAAUAAAUGACCAUUUUCUGAACAUACCUGGCAAUGAUGCAAUUGACGAGUCUUGUCUGGCACGCUUUGGAUCACAGAAAUUUCUAAAUAAUAGUAGUUUUCAAAUCGAACCUGUACAUGAAAAUUCAGCUAUGUGGAAAAUCCCAAGUUUUCAGGAGACUAUUUAAGCUUAAAUUUUUU
Molecule: messenger RNA, 1427 nt
Organism: Maniola jurtina (meadow brown)
Lineage: Eukaryota; Metazoa; Arthropoda; Insecta; Lepidoptera; Nymphalidae
Exons: 4
Coding region: 380-1414 (344 amino acids)
Source: RefSeq, a predicted model, not a curated record